Microthlaspi erraticum is the source of this 351-nucleotide messenger RNA. The record is from the annotation of a GenBank genome assembly. NCBI's taxonomy places the organism in Eukaryota, Viridiplantae, Streptophyta, Magnoliopsida, Brassicales, Brassicaceae.
AUGGAUGUACCAGAGGGGAAUGGAAACCCUUUGGGCAAUGGACUCGGUCGAGCUAGGCAAACUCGACCGAUUGGUCUAGGAGAUGCUCCAAACCGCCAUCAACAGAGACAAGGGAUUGUUCCACCACCAGUGCAGAACCACAACUUUGAGAUCAAGCUGGGAAUGAUCAACCUUAUCAAUGGUGUCUCUGAAGAUGCCAUCAAGCUGAGACUCUUUCCUAUGUCUCUAGCUGACAAAGCUCACCAAUGGGAGAAGAGCUUGCCCCAUGGCACAAUCACCACUUGGGAUGAAUGCAAGAAGGCCUUUCUUGCUAAGUUUUUCUCCACCGGUCGCACAGCCAAGCUAGAGUGA